ACAAAUGAUUUAUGCUUUCUUUAAAAAGCUAAUUUUUAUAAAAUCGGUUCGGAUUAACGAUUAACGGCGCCCGUCUUUGUCGAAAAUGUCUAACAGGCGCGCGCAAUCGAUGCCAGCACAAAUGCUAGACCAGAAGCCAACGCGUGGCAGGUGUGUAGCUGCCAUAUGUUUCUCGUGGAAGAUAAUCACUUGUAUUGUUUCGCACGUGACUUUGGUGUUAUUGGUUGUUUCGUAUUGCGUUGGUGGUGCCUAUUUGUUUCGACAUUUAGAGAAACCACAUGAAAUAGAGGUUAAAAAGGGCAUCGAAAGUAUGCGGUACUCACUAACAGAUAAAAUAUGGAAAUUCUCCGAGAAUGCAUCUGUAUUGUCUGAAUUGGAUUGGAUAAAUAAUGUUAAAAUAGAUUUAGCAAACUUUGAAAAGCAGAUACUUACGGCAAUGAAGACCGAUGGUUGGGAUGGUGAUGAAGAUGUAACUAAAUCGCAAUGGACUUUUGCUGGAUCUUUAUUUUACUCAAUUAUUGUAAUAACAACAAUCGGUUAUGGACAUAUAUCCCCUCGAACGGAUUGGGGAAAAGUUACGACAAUAUUUUACGCUAUUGUUGGUAUACCAUUAAUGUUACUUUGUCUGUCUAAUAUUGGAGAUGUAUUGGCUACAUCAUUCAGAUUUAUAUAUUGGCGAAUAUGUUGUUAUGUCUGUACUCGACGACCUCGUCGUCCAAGAAACCGUUCAGUUCGCGGACAUCGUUAUUCAUCUCGAUCACAACCACCCCCCAUGCGACGUUCAAUGAGACUUACACAGCGUUCUGCAAAUGAUUCGGGUGUAGGCGCUUCGAUUGGUUUAGCACAUGCACAUUCCGAUCCUGAGCUUGCAUUUGCAGGACGUAAUGAUGAACACGAUAUCGAGUAUGGUCAACGAUUCCAUAGCAGUCAUAGACGUCGACAGCCUCACUAUGCACCCAUCACGCGCAUGAGUGUCAGACAUAAGUCACCCUACAAUGAUGAACCAUAUUUUGAUCGAAAUCCACAUGAAACCCAAACAUUAAAUCGUAGUUCUCGUUUCAGUAGUCGUCAACGUAAUCGUGAUCGUAUGCGUGAUCGUCAUACUGUUGAGCGCGAACGUAACAUAAGUCGAUCAAAACAACAAUUAUACUCAAUGGAUGAUAUUAAUUUACCACCACCCACCGCAAAACGUGCACAAAGCGUACGUUCAGUAAGAUCGCCAAAUUCGCGACAAGAAGAAAUCGUACGAGAAUCAAGAGAACGCGAAUUAAAUCGUUUGAAUACUAAUAGUAUGCCACGUGGUCGUUCUGUACCCAAUUCUGGACGAGGUCGUGCCAAAUCAGUAGAUCCACGUGCGUCUUCACGCUUUGAACAAAUCGACGAGGACAUAGUGCGUAAAACUCCAAUUAUAUCGAAUCGUUAUGCCAUUGAUGAACUAGAACAUCAUCAAAAACAUAACAAGAACAAUUUACGCAGUCAAUCUAUGCCGCGUUCUGCACAUCAAAAACAUAAUUUUGAUAACCAUGAUCCACCAAAUGGUGGUGUAAGAAAUCAAAAUCAAAAUCAGAAUCAUCAUCAACACUCACAGCACCGUCAUCAUUCACCUUAUCCAAAUCAACAGCGACGUCAUAGUCUCGGCCGUCAAAAUUCAGGACAACAUUCACGCUAUGGAAAUCAUUUAGAAUUACCGGAACUUUCAGCACCGCACAAUAACAGAAAUAGACGUGAACGCUCUCCUCGUUAUGGAGACUACGUAGAAGAAGAGUACGAUAGAUCAUUCACUGACGAAUAUGAUGUGGAAUGUGGUUACGGUGAUUAUGAUGACUAUCCUUCAGCGCCCAAACGUAAUAGUAGAGAUCGUAAGCCACGACGUGAAAGAGCAGAAAGAUUAGCUCCGCGCAUUAUGUCUCCAAUGGGUUUUGCAGUAGCACGACAGGUACGUAGACGUCCAAGUUACGACUAUGAUGAUGAUUCGAUGUAUGGAGACGAUGCGAGCGAUUAUUACUAUGGUGAUGUUUCACCAAAAGACCGUCCUGUGCCAAUUUGGCUUUGCGUUUUUCUUGUUAUUAGUUAUAUACUAGGAGGAGCUUCACUAUUUGCACAUUGGGAAAAAUGGUCUUAUUUGGAUUCAGCGUAUUUCUGUUUUAUUACAUUGACCACAAUCGGCUUCGGAGAUUUCGUACCAGCAAAGGGUGUUAAGGACGAAUCUGAGCAAUCCAUUGCAUAUUGCUCACUAUAUCUACUUUUCGGUAUUUCUUUACUGGCUAUGAGUUUCAAUUUAGUACAAGAAGAAUUUAUUGCUAAUGUGAAAGAAGUUGCAAGGCGUUUGGGUAUACUAAAAGAUGAAGAUCGUGACGAAGAUGAUUAAUAAGUAGUGCGUUUUUCAAAUUUCAUUAUUCAUAGAUGAAAUUAAUAAAUUAGUUAUUUUAUAUAUAGC
This is a messenger RNA of Teleopsis dalmanni, 2437 nucleotides long. RefSeq lists its product as uncharacterized. Bases 86 to 2368 code for a protein of 760 amino acids. Gene Ontology annotation, cellular component: membrane. NCBI's taxonomy places the organism in Eukaryota, Metazoa, Arthropoda, Insecta, Diptera, Diopsidae. Gene Ontology annotation, biological process: potassium ion transmembrane transport; stabilization of membrane potential. The record is from RefSeq and is a predicted model, not a curated record. The transcript has 6 exons. Gene Ontology annotation, molecular function: potassium ion leak channel activity.